Trichophyton rubrum CBS 118892 is the source of this 468-nucleotide messenger RNA. RefSeq lists its product as uncharacterized. The transcript is spliced from 5 exons. Bases 1 to 468 code for a protein of 155 amino acids. Gene Ontology annotation, biological process: mitochondrial electron transport, NADH to ubiquinone. The record is from RefSeq and is a predicted model, not a curated record. Lineage: Eukaryota; Fungi; Ascomycota; Eurotiomycetes; Onygenales; Arthrodermataceae.
AUGUUUUAUGUUUUGGGCUCGACGAUGCGGACGAAACCGGAAUAUCCAUGUUCCAGCGACGAAGUCAACCUCACGACCUGCAGCAGAUCGCAAGACGAAGACGAGAAGACGAAGAAGAAGAAGACUUCAGAAGCCAUUGACAUUACCGCUGCAGCCAUGGCCCGCCAUCCAGCCUUAGUCCUGUAUAAACGCGCGCUGAAGCUGUCGCUUGACUGGGCCGUCCACCGCAACCUCUGGCGCGGCCAGGCUGUCUACAUCCGCUCGCUCUUCGAGGCCAACAGGCAUGUCCGGAAUCCUCACGACCAGCGGGUCCUGCUGCAAGAAACGGAAAAACUGCUGGAGAAGUGGAAGCAUCCCGACCCUUACCGGGCGCCAACUGCCCCAGGAGGAUCCAAGUGGGAGAGAAACCUGCCUGUUCCAGUGCUGAACGAGCCACAACCACAGCAUCUAGCCAAGGUCGAAAACUAA